Bacidia gigantensis is the source of this 1032-nucleotide messenger RNA. RefSeq lists its product as uncharacterized. The coding region runs from base 1 to 1032 and encodes 343 amino acids. Lineage: Eukaryota; Fungi; Ascomycota; Lecanoromycetes; Lecanorales; Ramalinaceae. The record is from RefSeq and is a predicted model, not a curated record. The transcript has 4 exons.
AUGUGCGAUCCGCUGACAUUUCUGCUAGACAUAAGUCAGGUCACCAUGGUAGCCCCAGCUGUUACGAACGAGACCAUUCAGAAGCGCCAUCAUGAAGAGACUACUACAGCUAUCGACAAAGAAGUUCAUCAGGACCAUUAUCACACCGCCGUUCAGCCUGUCAAGGAUCGUGAAGUCCUACCAGAGCAGCAUCACGAGCGUGUUAUUCCCGUCGAGCACCGCGAGCAUCACCAUGGGAAUGUCGAUGCAUUGAAGCGAAACCUUGAACAUGAGAGAACACAAUUCCAGAACACACGUGUGGAAGGAAGCACUAAAGAAACGCACUCAGUCGCCCCUGUCGUCGCUGGAGAGCAUGUUCACCAUCAUGUUCAUGAAACCAUUCAACCCGUAGUCCAGAAGGAGACAAUACAGCCCUCUGUGAUGCACACUACUGUUCCUGUCCAUGAAGUCCAUCACAAUGACGCGAAGCACCAUGCUGCAUCUGCCCUGCCGGCUAUCAGCAUGGCCGACUUCAAGAAGCAAGGUGGAGCAUUGACUGGUCGUGAGGAGCGCUCUGAUGGGUUUGAGGGUGAACCUAAGGCUAUUGGUACUGCCAUGGAUUUAGGAUCCAAACAUAGUGAUCACACGGGACAACACCCGACUGGCUCCAGGACCGGAAAUGAUGCGGUUAUAAGCACAACCCCGGGUCACGGUUCAAGUCAUGGUACAGGUUACGGCACCGGCCAUGGCGCUGGUGUUGGUCCUGGUCAAGAGUCGAAGCUUCAGCAGAAAUUAGACCCACGAGUUGAUUCUGACCGAGAUGGGUCACGUAACGCGGGCCUGGCCCAAACUUCUGGUACUGCUGGCACUAGUACCCACACCCCAAUGACCGGCACAGGACCAACACAUCACACUGGUAGUAGCAGUGGCAUGGAUCCUGUUGGUAGUCACGCUUCAGACACAACGGCAACGAAGAAGAAGCCCUCGAUUUUUGACAAGAUCAACCCGAAGAAGGAUGCCGAUGGAGAUGGCAAGCCAGGCUUCAUGCGUUGA